AUGCCCGCAAAAGUAUUCCUCGGCAGCGGCAUCAUAUCGCUCGCCACAGCCUACUACACCCUCCUCCAAUCCCCCUCCACGCACAUCCACCUCAUCGACCCAUCACCCACACCCUACCCCGGCGCGUCCCGCAAGGCAGCAGGCUUCCUCGCAAAAGACUGGUUCGUACCCUCUGUCGCGCCGCUCGGCGCUCUCUCCUUUGCUCUACACCGCGAGCUCGCCGAGCUCCAUGGUGGCGCGGAGCGCUGGGGGUAUGCGGACAGCAUUGGGGUAUCUCUGGCAGGCAUCGAAGAGGGCGGUGGACGGGGCGAGGGCUGGUUACUCGAUGGCACCAGCAGAGCCACCACCGCCAGCAGCGAGGUCCGAGAGAAGAGCGCUAUCCCACCGUGGGUUGUGGGCGGAGGUGAGGCGGAGAUGAUCUCGGGUGCCGGGACGACCGCACAAGUAAAUCCAGAGCUGCUGUGUACGUUUCUAUACGAGACGCUCGUGGCGCAAGGAGUAGAGUUCCAUCUGGGCGCUCGUGCAGAGCGGGUCGUAUCUGAGUGCGGAGUUAUUGUCGGUGUCGAUAUUGUUAGCGACACAGGAACAGCGCGGCACGUGGCAUGCGACCAGCUCCUGAUUGCGUGCGGGGCCUGGAGUAGAACUGUAUUUGAGCAUCUCUUCCCCGCCGCGGAGACAACACUAAGCAUCAGCGCCCUCGCCGGCUACUCCCUGGUUGUGCGCUCACCGCGCUGGCAGCCCGCGGCUGGAGAUGCGCCCGUGGCCUGCAGCGCUGCACCCACCAUUGCCUCUGAAGCCGAGGGUGGAUGGGCGCCCGAGAUCUUCAGCCGCCGCAACGGUGAUAUCUACAUUGGCGGCCUCAACACGUGCGGCCUACCCAUCCCAGCGCCAGCCGCCAACUCUAGUGUUGGUAUUGGGGGCGAUGAGCUAGAAAGCAUGCUUCGGGUCUCGAAGCGGCUACUGGGAGAGGACGUAGAGGUUGUGAAGACAGGACUGUGUUUCCGUCCGGUAACUGGGCAGGGGCGGCCUGUUGUUGCAGGAGUGGAGGCCGGGGUGGCGGGUGUAUGGGUGGCUGCGGGGCAUGGGCCGUGGGGGAUCUCGUUGUCGUUGGGGACGGGUAAGGUAAUGGCGGAGAUGAUGGCGGGCCGGGAGGCAGAGGUAGAUGUAAGUGGAUUGGGGAUUUGUUGA
Molecule: messenger RNA, 1188 nt
Organism: Morchella importuna
Lineage: Eukaryota; Fungi; Ascomycota; Pezizomycetes; Pezizales; Morchellaceae
Exons: 1
Coding region: 1-1188 (395 amino acids)
Biological process (GO): retrograde transport, endosome to Golgi
Cellular component (GO): late endosome; cytoplasm
Molecular function (GO): oxidoreductase activity
Source: RefSeq, a predicted model, not a curated record